Alternaria alternata is the source of this 839-nucleotide messenger RNA. RefSeq names its product UBC-like protein. Gene Ontology annotation, molecular function: ubiquitin conjugating enzyme activity. The coding region runs from base 272 to 721 and encodes 149 amino acids. Gene Ontology annotation, cellular component: nucleus. The record is from RefSeq and is a predicted model, not a curated record. Lineage: Eukaryota; Fungi; Ascomycota; Dothideomycetes; Pleosporales; Pleosporaceae. The transcript is spliced from 3 exons. Gene Ontology annotation, biological process: protein polyubiquitination; proteasome-mediated ubiquitin-dependent protein catabolic process.
AAGAGGUACUGCGUCUGUUCGCGCCUCUACACCAGAGCUGAAUUGAAGGAGGAGCGCUGUUGCAUAACUCAAGAUGUUCGCGUCGAAACGGUUAGGCAAGGAGCUGUCAAAGGUACCGAAUCCCUCUCAUCGGUCGUCUUCGGUCGAAUAAGUUCCUACCCACCACGCAUUCCUCCAAAUUCACGCGUCCAUGUGCCAAAAUCUACACACAACCCGCGCCCACAGCGUAGAAUUCAAGGAAUGACUACGGAUACGGCUAUGCAAGGACGAAAUGAUCAGGUUGCUGACGACGAGGACACAGAUGCACGAGAAACUCCCUCCAGGCAUAACGCUCAUCCAGGCCGACGACUUCCAAACCUGGCUCAUGGACAUCCAAGUCAUGGACGACAACCCGCUUUACCAGGGAGAAACAUAUCGGUUAAAGUUUAGUUUCACGCCACAGUAUCCUAUCGAGGCCCCCGAAGUAGUCUUCGUCCGUACACCCACGCACCCCAUACCCUGGCACCCGCACAUCUACUCCAACGGCAUCAUUUGCCUCGAUUUGCUCGACCGUUCCGGUUGGUCGCCUGUUCACAACGUCGAGAGUGUGUGUGUCAGUCUGCAGAGUAUGCUUACGAGUAACACGAAGAAGGAGAGGCCGCAGGGCGAUGAGAAUUUCGUAAGGUAUAAUACCCAGCGGCCGAGGGAUAUUAGCUUUGUUUUUCAUGAUGAGAAGGUCUAGGCUUUGCUCUCAUGGCAGGUAGACUAUGAGGAGGGGUGUGUGUGUGUGUGUGUGUUCACGCUGCAUGUGUGGGUGUUAAAUGGCGUUUAUGGUGGAUACCGGAUGGGGAGCAUGGUUG